Molecule: messenger RNA, 1027 nt
Organism: Gasterosteus aculeatus aculeatus (three-spined stickleback)
Lineage: Eukaryota; Metazoa; Chordata; Actinopteri; Perciformes; Gasterosteidae
Biological process (GO): hormone-mediated signaling pathway; digestion; adenylate cyclase-activating G protein-coupled receptor signaling pathway
Cellular component (GO): extracellular region
Molecular function (GO): hormone activity; corticotropin-releasing hormone receptor 2 binding
Source: RefSeq, a predicted model, not a curated record
CCAAGACCGGCGUGGAUGAAGACAAAGUCGCGGACGAGCAGGCAGAAUUCCAUUUUAACAUCUGGCUGCGCGUCACACAGGUCGACCCUCCGCAGCUCUAGAAGAAGAAGAGCCUGAGAGAAAGAAGACUUUAUAAGAGGUUUAUAAGAGAUCGAUACUAAAGCCCUGCUUUGGACCACAGGAAGGAUAAGUGCCUUUUUCACCAGUUUUUCACCAACUUUUCACAAGAGCUACUGAACAAGGACUCCUGACCAUGGGGAGCGUGCGUGUGUGCUUCUGCCUGGCUCUGCUGCUGCCGUGGAUCGCCCAGGGCCACAGGAGCGGCCCGGCCGCCCUCGCCGGACUUGACGAAGACGCACAGAGGCAGGUGCUGGACGUCGACAUCCUGAGCCGCAUACGCGCCCUGGACUCGUUGCUCCGGUCGGAGCGUCACGCCGCGCCCCGGCGAGAGCGAGCCCCGCGGCCGGCCCCCCAGGUGCCGAAGAGGGCCCAGCAGGGGUCCCGCUUCGCCCUGUCCCUCGACGUUCCCACCAGCAUCCUCAGUGUCCUCAUAGACCUGGCCAAGAACCAGGACAUGAGAACCAAGGCUGCGGCCAACGCUCAGCUGAUGGCACGCAUAGGCAGGAAGAAAUAAGAGAGCGGGGCCCUCGGGGGCCUCGGGGGACCUCAAUGGACAAAGUCUCGCUUCAUAGAGGAGUUAACUUCUUACAUUGUGUCACUCGGCACCUGGUUAGACUGUUAGUUCAGGUGAAAUCAGCCAUUAUGGUCAGUAUCUGUCCAUCAGAGCUUACAUUUGUUUCACUUUUAUACUUGGCCUUAAAUUAUUAUAUUUUACACCCAAGACCACGCUCCAUUCUUCUAAACAAAAGUGAAUAAGAAAGAGCUGGUAUUUCGUCUCAAAGAUUAUCCACCCGCGGGUCCGAAACUGUGAUCGGGUUCUGAAACCUGUUUCUUGUGUUUGCAUGUGUGAUCUUGAAUUCAAAAGAAAAAAAACGGUUAUCCAAUUAAAUCCAAUAUGAUGAUCAUA